Molossus molossus (Pallas's mastiff bat) is the source of this 1073-nucleotide messenger RNA. RefSeq names its product tryptase-2-like. The record is from RefSeq and is a predicted model, not a curated record. Gene Ontology annotation, biological process: proteolysis. The transcript has 6 exons. NCBI's taxonomy places the organism in Eukaryota, Metazoa, Chordata, Mammalia, Chiroptera, Molossidae. The coding region runs from base 18 to 890 and encodes 290 amino acids. Gene Ontology annotation, molecular function: serine-type endopeptidase activity.
CUGGUCUGGAGGCAUAAAUGGGGAGGAGAGAGUGGGCGGAGGCAGCAGGAGGACCGGCCAAGAUGCAGAGUCUGCUGCUGCUACCACUGCCCCUCCUGCUGAGCCUGGUCCACGCGACCCCCGUCCCGAGCCAGGCCCUGGAGAGAGCGGGCAUCGUGGGGGGACAGGAGGCCCCUGGGAGCAAGUGGCCCUGGCAGGUGAGCCUGAGACUCAAACUCCAGUACUGGAUGCACUUCUGCGGGGGCUCCCUCAUCCACCCCCAGUGGGUGCUGACCGCCGCGCACUGCAUGGGACCGGAAAAAACAGAUCCCGCAGACGUGAGGGUGCAGCUGCGGGAACAGCACCUCUAUUACCGGGACAAGCUGCUGCCAGUCAGCCGGGUCAUUGUGCACCCCAAGUUCUAUGGCGUCCAGGAGGGGUUCGACAUUGCCCUGCUGGAGCUCCAGGACCCCGUGAACAUCUCCUGCGAAGUCCAGCUGGUCACUCUGCCCCCUGCCUCGGAGACCUUCCCCCCGGGAACCUCGUGCUGGGUGACAGGCUGGGGUGAUGUGGACAAUGGAACGCCUCUCCCACCGCCAUACCCCCUGAAGGAGGUGGAGGUCCCCAUAGUGGAAAACAGCGUUUGUGACGCGGAAUACCACACUGGCGUGACCACGGGGGACAGCAUCCGGAUUGUCCAGGACACCGUGAUGUGUGCCGGGAAUGAGGACAGUGACGCUUGCCAGGGCGACUCAGGAGGGCCCUUGGUCUGCAAGGUCAACGGCACCUGGCUGCAGGCGGGCGUGGUCAGCUGGGGCGAUGGCUGUGCCCAGCCCAACAGGCCUGGCAUCUAUACCCGUGUCACCAGCUACCUGGACUGGAUCCACCGGUACGUCCCCCAGGAGCCCUGAGCCCGGCCCAGGGGCUGCCACCUGGGGCUGUGGAGAAUCCAGCACCUCUGUCCCCAGAUCACUGCUUCCUGCCCAGCUGUUGACCUUCUCCCUGUUCCCUGUUCCUGCCCUGAGCUCCCCCACCCACCUGUCCUCAGCCCAGAGAGAAGGUGCGUGGUGAGCACGGAUCCCCAUUAAAGUGUG